GGGACGAAGGGGCGGCCGCGGAGAGGGAGGGAGGCAGGAAGAUCUCUGCACUUCCGCUAGCCGCUGGCUCGCUGGCUGCUUCUGGAGGCGCCGGCGGGAGCGGAGGGAGCGCGUGGCCCGGGGCCCCGCAUUCCCCGGCCCCCUCCGCCCCACGCGGCCCGGACCAUGGAUAUCAGGUGGUGGGCAGUGGUGGUGUUGGCUGCGCUCCCCUCCUUGGGGACAGGUGGGGAGAAUCCCGAAGCCCCUCCGGAGUCAUGGACCCCGCUAUGGUUUUUACGCUUUUUGGUGAAUGCUGCUGGUUAUGCCAGCUUUAUGGUACCUGGCUACCUGCUGGUGCAGUACUUCAGGCGGAAGAACUACCUAGAGACAGGCAGGGGUCUCUGCUUCCCCUUGGUGAAAGCUUGUGUGUUUGGCAAUGAGCCCAAGGCCUCGGAUGAGGUUCCCCUGUCUCCCCGGACAGAGCCAGCAGAGACCACUCCCACUUGGCAGGCCUUGAAGCUGCUCUUCUGUGCAGUGGGACUCCAGGUGUGUGAGCGCUUUACAGACUCACAGUUCCUGGUGCUAAUGAACCGAGUGCUGGCACUGAUCGUGGCUGGUGUCUACUGCCUCCUCUGCAAGCAGCCCCGGCAUGGGGCACCCAUGUACCGGUACUCUUUUGCCAGCCUGUCAAACGUGCUCAGCAGCUGGUGCCAAUAUGAAGCUCUCAAGUUUGUCAGCUUCCCCACCCAGGUGUUGGCCAAAGCCUCUAAGGUGAUUCCUGUCAUGCUGAUGGGAAAGUUGGUAUCUCGGCGCAGCUACGAAUACUGGGAAUACUUGACAGCUGGCCUCAUCUCCAUUGGAGUCAGCAUGUUUCUGCUGUCCAGUGGACCAGAGCCCCGCAGCUCUCCGGCCACCACGGUCUCAGGCCUGAUCCUGUUGGCUGGCUACAUCGCCUUUGACAGUUUCACCUCAAACUGGCAGGAUGCCCUAUUUGCCUAUAAGAUGUCAUCAGUGCAGAUGAUGUUUGGGGUCAACUUCUUCUCCUGCCUCUUCACAGUGGGCUCCCUGCUGGAGCAGGGGGCCCUCCUAGAAGGGACCCGUUUCAUGGGGCGACAUAGUGAGUUUGCUGCACAUGCUCUGCUGCUCUCAGUCUGCUCUGCGUGCGGCCAGCUUUUCAUCUUCUACACCAUUGGACAGUUUGGGGCUGCUGUCUUCACCAUUAUCAUGACCCUCCGCCAGGCCUUUGCUAUUCUCCUCUCCUGCCUCCUCUAUGGUCACACCAUCACUGUAGUUGGGGGGCUGGGGGUGGCUGUGGUCUUUGCUGCCCUAUUGCUCCGAGUCUAUGCCCGGGGCCGGCUAAAACAACGGGGAAAGAAGGCUGUGCCUGUAGAGUCCCCUGUGCAGAAGGUUUGAGACCUGAGAUGAAGUGAACUGGUAUUCUGACCAUAUCUACCAUACUGUUUUCCUCUCCUACUGUAAUUUCUCAGAGGCAUCUGGUUCAAGAGCAAAAUGCAGGUGUUUUCUCAGUAUCACAAACCAGCUCUGCAGUUGGGAGUAGGGAGCCCAGGAGGCAGCCUUCCCUUUUGCCUUAAGUCACCAGUCCUCUAGUAGGCAGGAAUUCUGAGCCCCAGGGAAUAUAAAUCCUCAGUGUGGAGGGGGGGCUGCCUUCCCCCAUCAAGUUCUUUGAAGUCUCACCCUGUUGGCUCUGCCACCAACACCUCACACCUGUGCUUGUCCCCUACACCUUGAAUAGCCACCCUUUCAGACUUCCAGAGACCUGCAUUUCUUACUCUGGUGAGAAAAGCACAAGUAUUGUCAGCUCUGAUGCUGCUUUCCUAGAAGUGAGAGAUGGUGCUGUGCUAGGGGAGGGGGAUGGGAGAGGCCAGCACCCCACCAUGCUCCUGGAUCCCUAGGCUCUGUACCAUGAGCCAGUUGCAGGUGUUGGUACUUUGGAAAUGUAUCUUUCUGCUCAUAAUUUUAUUUUAUUAAAUUAAAUUGCUGCAGUGGUCUUA
This is a messenger RNA of Pteropus alecto (black flying fox), 1991 nucleotides long. It is a transcript of the gene SLC35B2, whose product is annotated as solute carrier family 35 member B2. NCBI's taxonomy places the organism in Eukaryota, Metazoa, Chordata, Mammalia, Chiroptera, Pteropodidae. Bases 166 to 1392 code for a protein of 408 amino acids. The record is from RefSeq and is a predicted model, not a curated record. Gene Ontology annotation, biological process: transmembrane transport. Gene Ontology annotation, molecular function: 3'-phosphoadenosine 5'-phosphosulfate transmembrane transporter activity. The transcript has 5 exons. Gene Ontology annotation, cellular component: Golgi membrane; endoplasmic reticulum membrane.